Messenger RNA from Topomyia yanbarensis, 639 nucleotides. RefSeq lists its product as uncharacterized. The transcript is spliced from 2 exons. NCBI's taxonomy places the organism in Eukaryota, Metazoa, Arthropoda, Insecta, Diptera, Culicidae. The coding region runs from base 27 to 602 and encodes 191 amino acids. The record is from RefSeq and is a predicted model, not a curated record.
UUUCGACAUACCUACCAAUUCGACGCAUGAAUCACGACGCAAUGAACAGCAUCAGCUGCGAGUGUAAGCAGCACGAGGGUCAGCCGGUAGCGUGCUGUGGUGAUUUCGUGUGUCCCAACGAGACGGCGGAGUCUAGCGAUAGUCAAAAAAUCGAUGAUCGGAUUGCAUGCCCCGAUUCUGAAACCGCAACUCUCGAGGGCAAAUCCCGCGUCAAUGCCAUUCGACGGAUAUUUGAGGGCAACACCGUCGGAACUGGCGCUCAUCUUGAAAACAUCACAACCAAUAGUCAGCCAGAGUCACCAGCUAUUCUCCUACAGCAUAAAAAUGAUGACAAUGAGCGAAUUGCUUUGAAAGGUGACACUGCAAACAAGUCCACGACGCCAGUAGACACACAGCUAUUCGAGCAUGAAGCUGCCCGAUUCUACCGAAGCCACACCCAGAUAGUGAACAUACCGAAUGGGAUAAAGAUCAUCACGAUGAUCCUAGUCGAUGAUAACCUUGGACCGGAAGAGCCUUGCGCGUACGAGACGAUGAUCUGCCCCGAAAGCGAAAUCAUCCGACAGUUUGAGCGAGAUUUCCGUCGGAUCGAUAGGAAAAGCUAAGUGUUUUCGGUUAUCGUGAUCAAUAAAUACACACCUU